AUGGACCCCAACGGCGCGACCGAGAGCAAGUACGUGACUCUAGUCUCCAGUGAUGGCUACGAGUUUGUUGUCUUGCGCGAGGCUGCCUUGAUCAGCCCAGCCAUCAAGGGAAUGUUGGACACGAGGAACAACUUCCGCGAGGCCGCGCUUGGCCGUUGCGUCUUUGAGGAGAUCAGUGGCGUCGUACUCGAAAAAGUAUGCGAGUACUUCCAAUACUGGUACCGCUACCGGGAGCGAGAGGAUGUCCCUGACAUGGACAUUCCAGUCGAGCUGUGUCUGGAACUGCUGGUCGCAGCCGACUACCUGGGUCUGGACAAGCAAAACACCGGCACCAUUUGA
Messenger RNA from Colletotrichum higginsianum IMI 349063, 339 nucleotides. RefSeq names its product Skp1 family protein. The transcript has 3 exons. NCBI's taxonomy places the organism in Eukaryota, Fungi, Ascomycota, Sordariomycetes, Glomerellales, Glomerellaceae. Bases 1 to 339 code for a protein of 112 amino acids. Gene Ontology annotation, biological process: ubiquitin-dependent protein catabolic process. The record is from RefSeq and is a predicted model, not a curated record. Gene Ontology annotation, molecular function: protein-macromolecule adaptor activity. Gene Ontology annotation, cellular component: elongin complex.